This is a messenger RNA of Dothidotthia symphoricarpi CBS 119687, 561 nucleotides long. RefSeq lists its product as uncharacterized. The coding region runs from base 1 to 561 and encodes 186 amino acids. Lineage: Eukaryota; Fungi; Ascomycota; Dothideomycetes; Pleosporales; Dothidotthiaceae. The record is from RefSeq and is a predicted model, not a curated record. The transcript has 4 exons.
AUGUUGCAGUACAUCCCACCUACAACGUUGUUUUCUUCCCAACAACCCCUUCAGCAAGUUGACAAAGCACCCGAACUCAAUGCGGAACAACCUCAGCAAGACCGCGAAGUCAAUACAUCCUUCGCCGUGCAAUACGCCUCCUCCCCCUACCUCACAAGAUCAGACAAUCGAAGCGCAGCAAGCACGUUCGAAAAUGGUGCGAGAGAGUACGCAGAAAAGGUUACGAGAACAGGAGGAUAUACACCAGAAGGCCUAGGCUGGAUCGAAAAGACGAGGAUGGAGGAGAUGGAUUGGAAAUGGGCAAAAGACCCCCUCGUUAGCAGUGAUAUGACUUGGAAACGAGAAUACGAGACUAUGAAGCACAGUUUGGAUGAAAUUGCGCACGAGCAAGAUGGGGGGAAUGUUCUGACGAAGGGGGUUGCGGUACAUAAGAAGGUGUUGAGGGGAAAGGAUGAGCAAACUGAGGAGCUUCAGAUACAGCUACUUGAGAUGCAUGAGACACACGAAGUCAUGAAGUUGCUGCACGAUACAUCACAAACGAUGACCGCUCUCUCAACCUAG